AUGGUAUCAUUCCACAGACUGAAGGAAUGGAUCUGGAGUCAUCUGAAGAAGCCUAUAGGCUUGGCUAUAGGUAUGGCUAGUCAGUUUUUUCUUAUUCCUCUUCUAGCAUUUUCUUUUGUUAAGAUAUGUGAAAUACAUGCGCUUUACGCAACAGGAAUGAUGAUUGUAUCAUGUUGUUCCGGUGGAAGUUCGUCUAACAUGAUUACCUAUUUCUGUGAAGGAGAUGUUUCUUUAAGUGUUGCUAUGACAACGUGCUCGACAAUUAUCGCCCUUGGAAUGAUGCCUUUCAACUUGUGGAUUUAUUCACACGGAAUUGAUACAGGAGCAGUUACAAUUCCUUAUUGGAAGAUGGCAGUCUCUCUGAUAAUUAUUUUGUUGCCUCUUGCUUUUGGAAUGAUAUUGAAAGUAAAGUUACCAAAAGUGGCUCCAAUUUUUACUAAGCUAGGAAGUUACAGUGGAUAUGGUAUCAUUCUUAUCAUUCAAGUAAUGGAACUGUUUAUUUUCCCCGACAUCUUUGAUGACGCUCCUUUCACUCUGUAUAUAGCUGCAUUAGUAAUGCCAAGCGGAGGAAUAAUUCUUGGAAUCGUCUGUGGCCGGAUUUUUCGCCAAUCAUGGACUAUUUGUAGAACUAUUGGAAUUGAAGCUGGAUUCCAGAAUGUUGGAACAGCUCUCACUGUGAUUUCUCUUUCAUUUCCUUUCAAAAUACAAAGAGAGGUCAUUCUAUUCCCUGCAUUAUACGGAUUUUCUAUGAUGUGCGCUGGUUUCCUCAUGGCUAUACUCUUUCAAAUAUAUAAGCGAUUCUCCCGUCGAAAGUCUGAAAAUGUUACUGAUGGAGCAUUAAAAGAGGCCUUGCAUUUAGAAAUUACAGAAAAGACAGAAAACGACAUUGAAGACAGUAAUGCUGAAUCAAAAAUGCUCCAGGAGCUGAAGCAAACUUCGACUGUUAAGAAUUAAUGAAACAAGUGCUUUAAAGACCUUAGUUGCAAUUUCUUUAUAUCUAGUGUGUGAAGACAAAAAAAAAUUA
Molecule: messenger RNA, 1024 nt
Organism: Limulus polyphemus (Atlantic horseshoe crab)
Lineage: Eukaryota; Metazoa; Arthropoda; Merostomata; Xiphosura; Limulidae
Product: solute carrier family 10 member 6-like
Exons: 6
Coding region: 1-954 (317 amino acids)
Biological process (GO): bile acid and bile salt transport
Cellular component (GO): membrane
Molecular function (GO): bile acid:sodium symporter activity
Source: RefSeq, a predicted model, not a curated record